GCAAAUAAACACUGAAAUGCAGCAGAGUCAGCUCUGGAACCCAUGCUGAGGUGACAAGUGAGGUUGAGACUUCAGAACAGAGGAAAGGGAAGCAGGACCUGGGAUCAGUAGAAUGCAGGAUAUACAUCAAAUAUUGAGAAGAAAGAACAUCAAGAGCUAAAUGUUCUGUUUAAACCUGUAGUUGCUGAUCAGAAAAUAAAGAUGCAGUCUCAAAAUCUGUGGUUUUUACACAUUCUUCAUGCAGGAGCAUUGUACUAAAGGAGAGAGUAAGCAGUGUUGAUCAGUGACUUUGGUGAAGGCAAGAAAGUUGAAGCAAAGUUGCAGAUGAUACACAACUUACAAGAGAGAGAGACAGAAAGUCAAGAUUGUGGAAACUCUUCUCUGCCAUGCUUUGGAAAUAGGAGGCACCCUCUGUUAAAUGGAAGAUAAAGGCUACUUCAUCUGAAGUGCUUUGAGCCCCAGAGAGAGCUGUCUUCAGCACCUCACCAUGUGUCUACUUUUCAUUGCUUAGACAAGCCUGGGCUUUUCUAUAACAUUUGCUGCAGCACACAGGAUCUUCUUUGCAGCAUUCAGGAUCUAGUUCCUUGACCAGGGAUUGAACCCAGGCCCCCUGCAUUGGGAGCGUGAAGUCUUAACCACUGGACCACCAAAGAAGUCCCAAGAAGGCUCAUUUUUGAGUUGACUUUCUUACACAUUCCAUUUUGGAAGAAGAGAUUUCUAUAGAUGAAAAAAAUGCCUUUGUUUAGUAAAUCACACAAAAAUCCAGCAGAAAUUGUGAAAAUUCUGAAAGACAACAUGGCCAUUUUGGAAAAGCAAGACAAAAAGACAGAUAAGGCUUCAGAAGAAGUGUCGAAAUCACUGCAAGCAAUGAAAGAAAUUCUGUGUGGGACAGGUGACAAGGAACCUCCAACAGAAGCUGUGGCUCAGCUAGCACAAGAACUCUACAGUAGUGGGCUGCUGGUGACGCUGAUAGCUGACCUACAGCUGAUAGACUUUGAGGGAAAAAAAGAUGUGACCCAGAUAUUUAACAACAUUCUGAGAAGACAGAUAGGCACUCGGAGUCCUACUGUGGAGUACAUUAGCGCUCAUCCUCAUAUCCUAUUUAUGCUCCUCAAAGGAUAUGAAGCUCCACAGAUCGCCUUACGUUGUGGGAUUAUGUUGAGAGAAUGUAUUCGACAUGAACCGCUUGCCAAAAUCAUCCUCUUUUCUAAUCAAUUCAGAGAUUUCUUUAAGUAUGUGGAGCUGUCAACAUUUGAUAUUGCUUCGGACGCCUUUGCUACUUUUAAGGAUUUACUAACCAGACAUAAAGUGUUGGUAGCAGAAUUCUUAGAACAAAAUUAUGACACUAUUUUUGAAGACUAUGAGAAAUUGCUUCAGUCCGAGAAUUAUGUGACUAAGAGACAAUCUUUAAAGCUGCUAGGUGAACUGAUUCUGGACCGGCACAACUUUGCCAUCAUGACAAAGUACAUCAGCAAGCCAGAGAACCUCAAACUGAUGAUGAACCUCCUCCGGGAUAAAAGUCCCAACAUCCAGUUUGAAGCCUUUCAUGUCUUUAAGGUGUUUGUGGCCAGUCCUCACAAAACACAGCCUAUUGUGGAGAUUCUACUCAAAAACCAACCCAAACUCAUAGAGUUCCUGGGCAGCUUCCAAAAAGAAAGGGCGGAUGACGAGCAGUUCACGGAUGAGAAGAACUACCUGAUGAAACAGAUCCGAGACUUGAAGAAAACAGCGCCCUGAAGUGUCACCCAGUUUCCUGCCACAGUCGCUGUCUCAUUUGUUCAGUUUGUACAAAAAGUGUCCUUUCAAAAAAAAAAGUAGUCAUUUUUGGGAAGGCUUUGGAGGUGCCUGUUUUUUCUCAAUUCAUUGUUCAGGGUGGAUGGAACAUAAACGUUUGAAUGUAAAGAAUUAAUUUAGAAUAAUAUAUUCAUCUUAAUUGAGUCUGUGAUUAUUUAAGUGAAAUCAGAACCAUUGUAUUAGACACUGAUAAAAGCAAUUUUAACCCUUUCUUGACGAAAGGCAGCAAGGCUAUGGGCUUGCAGACCUGAGCCCUCAGUCACCAUGAGCCACCAAGUAGUAGGAGCUCAAAGGAUGGGUGUCAGUGAGUCCUCAAAGAGGAUUAAAUUCUCAGAGGAGAACUGGGCAUGGGGGCAAGAUGCACAAAACUGUUUUGCCCGUCUGCACUUGGCCAAACAAAUUUCUUAAGGCACUGAGAAAAUAAGGUCCAUUGUUUUCAGUCAUUACGUAUUCUGUCCCAUGCCCGUAUCUUCUAACUGUAAUCAUUCAUUCCUAACUUCCUAGGGAAUUGAUGCCCACCCACCUUUCUGCUCACUGCCCCACAUUCCACCCCAACGGAUCUCCUCAGCAUGCCUGACUCAUGGCGCGCACGCGCGCGCGCACACACACACACACCCGCUCCAACCAGGUUAGCAUGGAACUAACUAAGUACAAACAGGAUCAAACAGGAUGAACUAACAAGGGUCACCGGCAUAGAGGACCCACGGGGUAGGAGCUGCUCACUUGAGAACUUGAAGCAGAUGGUUAAGAACCUCAUCUCUAGCAACAGUCACUGCUGUUUCAUACAGACUUCUGUAUGGUUAGUGAAUGUUUGGAAUAUUUCAUUCACACUUCUUAUGGGAAAAAAGUUUUGUGGUGAAAGUGUAUUUUAGAGUAGGAAUCAUUGCACUGAGAUGCCCAGCAUGUGCAAAACCAUGGGUCCACAGGGUUGCACAGGUCUUUAGACAACUUUUAUAAAUAAGGGAACAUUGCCGUUGGAAGCGCAAAUGAUUAAAUGCAUGAAAAAAAUCCUCAAAGGACUGACAAUUUUUUUACUUUAUUUUCUAAUAAGCUGUCCUUCUAAUUUCACAUCAAAUUCUUCAGUGAAAAGGUAGAAAAACUAUAAAAAUAUUGGUCUCACAUACUUUCUUGUGUACUAGGAUGGUUAAAGAAUUAGUGUUUUUUUUUUUUUUAAAAAGGCCAUGGCUUGUUUUCAGACAUCGAGUGUAUAAAAUGGAAUGUUAAAGCUAUAUUUACAAGACAUUAAAGAUACAAUUGUUAAUCUGUAUUUUUUUCAUAAUUCUGUUUCCAAAUCAUGAGUUAUUGCCUUCCAUAGGAAUCUUCACUUUUUACAACAUUGGGUACCGUGUUCUUCAACCAGAUGUUUCUCCACCCAGAGAGGGAAAGAUCCCUCUCCAGGAUCAGUGCCCUUGUAGAUUUAGCAUCUGAAGAGCCACCUGGCACAGUUUCACCCUCUUGGCUAUGUUUUUCUGUGCCCAGCAUAGAAUCCUGAGGCAGAUACUGCGGGGCCUGUGGGACCUUCUUGCAGCAGCUCUGGCCGGUGCCAGACCAUCUGAUGACCUUCAUUCUUCAGUCACUGAGGUCAGAUUGUUUUUAUAACAUUCCCUGACAGUCCAGAGUCUCUUCAAAUUUGACUUUUCUGGUUUUAUUUGUUUAAAAGAAAUGAGUGUAAAUAUUUUUUUAAAAAUAGAAGGUGCAAUAAUGACCAUUGAAAAUUUAUUUCUUUGCUUAAAUACUGUUCCACACGUCAUGGGCACGUUUUCAGUUGGAAAGCAAGGCCUUGUUAGAAUUCUUUUCUGAUAAAUAAAACAUGUUUUAUUUCCUCUGAGCUUGAAUUAGCUCUUUCCUAGCAAUCUCUUAUCCUAGUUUAGUACCUGACAAACAAAACUAGUCUAAAAGGCAGUAAAUGAAGUAACUGAGAUUUUGCUGUGCUACAAAUUUGUAAAUUAUUAACGUGAAAGAGGGAUCAAGAAGCUCACAGUUAAAAUAUGUUUGCAUAAAAGUCACUGUAAAUAUUGUGAGAAUUGAGUUUUGAAAAGGUCAUAUUUAAUAAGCUAUUUCAAAAGCACACACUUAAAUAAAGACUGACUAAAUGAAAAGGUGCCACGUACUCCUUGGUCAGUUUCAUUCCUCUCUGCAUGUCCCGCCUCUAUGUUCUUGUCACUGCUCCAAACAGAGAAAGCCCCAGACGGAGGGCACCCCAGGCGGCCUGGAGACCCCACGCCCUCUUCCCUUGCCCUCAGCUGUCCCAUCCCCCCAGUGAGGCUCACUGCCGUUGAUCGAGGGCCGCCUGUCAGGCAGCAGAGAGACACGUCACGUUAUUGAUGCUUCACCACGGCCAGGGUCAUACCCAUUUUAUAUCUGAGGAAACUGAGGCUCUGAGCAUUUUAUCCCAGACAAUGUGAACUGGAUUUGGGGUACAAACCCAUGGUGGCCAAAGGCCAAACUCCUGCUCUUACUCUUUUUUUCAUCCUCAUGGCUGUGAACAACGGGAGGUCCUGGGGGUCGGGAAUUAUGUUGUGUCCUCCCCCACUGCUGCCUGGGAGGCUUCUGGGGAUGAAGGUCCUAGAACAAAGCCAGGAUGGAUUGAGAUCAUAAUGUUCUUGGACGAGGCUGUGGCUAAGCCAGGCAUCUGCCCAAAUGUUGGGAUUAGGACCCUGGGAGAAAAGGCCUAGAGGCACACGGCCCUUGAGCAACUGUUCUGCCUGCCAGCCUCUGUGGGUUCUCGUCCGUGGAGGGCCCAGGGGAGCAGUAUAUGCUAGGGAGGGGCAGCAGGCUUUCCAAAGCCUCUGUCGCCAGCCACGCUGGUUGGUCUGUGUGAGAUGCAGCUGCUCUGAGCCUUGGUGCCGUCUGGAAACUACGCAGGACCUGAAAGUGAUUGUAAUAAAGUGAAGGAAAAUGAAAUUCAAAAAUCACUAGGAUUUUCUUAAAUAUGAAAAGAUAGUUGUUUCAAAAUAGAUUUACAGAUCUUUCUAGUCUACUAUAUUAGAGGAAAUUUAUAAGAUUUAUACCGUUUACUUCUUCUUUCUGUUUUAUCCAAAAGAAUGUUGUACAUAUGGC
This is a messenger RNA of Hippopotamus amphibius kiboko, 4854 nucleotides long. It is a transcript of the gene CAB39L, whose product is annotated as calcium binding protein 39 like. Lineage: Eukaryota; Metazoa; Chordata; Mammalia; Artiodactyla; Hippopotamidae. The record is from RefSeq and is a predicted model, not a curated record. The transcript has 13 exons. Gene Ontology annotation, biological process: intracellular signal transduction. The coding region runs from base 724 to 1737 and encodes 337 amino acids. Gene Ontology annotation, molecular function: protein serine/threonine kinase activator activity.